AUGUCAAUCGAGAAGCCUACCGUCCUCCUCAUUCCAGGUGCCUGGCACCAAGGAAGCACAUUUGAGCCGGUAGCGAAUAUACUUCGAGCGCAAGGGUAUCAAGCAGAAACUAUAACCUUACCUUCUGCGGGUGGACCAGCAUCAACCACUGCCUAUGAUGACGCCGAUCAUAUCCGGAAAGCAUAUCUUGACGACCUCGUUGCCCAGGGCAAGGAAGUUAUCAUUGUCAUGCACUCAUACGGUGGCAUUCCUGGGACAGAGAGUGUAAAGGGCUUGGCACGGAAAGAUCUCAUCGCGAAAGGGAAAAAGGGAGGGGUUAUCAGCCUUAUAUAUCAAUCGGCUUUCCUGGUUCCCGCUGGAGCAAGUGUCGAGUCAUUUUUGCCUGGCGGAUUAGAUCGCUAUAUGACAACAGACGGAGAGAAAAUGUAUCCCAAGGACCCCAGGGAAAAGUUCUAUAGCGACAUGGACGAUGAAACUGCUUCGAAGUAUCUGGCUGCAAUAGUGCCCCAUGCCCCGGAAACUAUGCGGACCCCACUAACGUACGCGGCCUACCAUGAUGUGCCUACCAACUACAUUUUUUGUACUCGGGACGCGGGCUUCCCACUUUUUGCGCAACAGAGGAUAGCUGCUAUCCCCGGAGAAGGGGUUGUACGCCCGUACACUGUUGACGGGGGGCAUUUUGCCAUGUUGAGUCAGCCGCAGGCCGUAGCUGAUGUGAUUCACGAUGUUGCAAUGAGAGCUGCUGCUGUUUGA
Messenger RNA from Penicillium riverlandense, 753 nucleotides. Its product is annotated as alpha/beta hydrolase. The record is from RefSeq and is a predicted model, not a curated record. Lineage: Eukaryota; Fungi; Ascomycota; Eurotiomycetes; Eurotiales; Aspergillaceae. Bases 1 to 753 code for a protein of 250 amino acids. The transcript has 2 exons.